AAGGCCAGGCCGGGGCGGGAUGAUGGAGGAGGAGGAGCUCGAGUUUGUGGAGGAGCUGGAAGCCGUGCUGCAGCUCACCCCGGAGGUGCAGCUCGCCAUCGAGCAGGUGUUUCCAAGCCAGGAUCCUCUGGACCGAGCAGAUUUCAAUGCUGUGGAAUACAUCAAUACCCUUUUCCCAACAGAACAAUCUCUGGCAAACAUAGAUGAAGUCGUGAACAAGAUUCGAUUGAAAAUAAGGAGACUGGAUGACAACAUUCGAACAGUAGUGAGAGGUCAGACUAACGUGGGGCAGGAUGGAAGGCACGCACUGGAAGAGGCUCAAAAAGCCAUCCAGCAGCUCUUCGGCAAAAUUAAGGAUAUCAAAGACAAAGCCGAAAAAUCAGAGCAAAUGGUUAAGGAAAUCACGCGGGACAUCAAGCAGCUAGACCACGCCAAACGCCACCUGACCACUUCCAUAACCACACUGAACCACCUGCACAUGUUGGCAGGAGGUGUGGAUUCCCUUGAAGCCAUGACAAGGCGACGACAGUAUGGAGAAGUUGCCAACCUUCUACAGGGUGUGGUGAACGUCUUGGAACACUUUCACAAGUACAUGGGGAUUCCACAGAUUCGGCAACUUUCAGAGAGAGUAAAGGCAGCCCAGACUGAGUUAGGGCAGCAGAUCCUGGCUGAUUUUGAAGAGGCUUUCCCUUCCCAGGGUACCAAGAGGCCUGGAGGCCCCAGCAAUGUCCUGCGAGACGCAUGUCUGGUUGCUAAUGUGUUGGACCCCAGGAUCAAGCAGGAAAUCAUCAAGAAGUUUAUUAAGCAGCACCUCUCUGAAUACCUGGUGCUCUUUCAAGAAAACCAAGAUGUUGCCUGGCUCGACAAAAUUGACAGACGUUAUGCCUGGAUAAAACGCCAGCUUGUGGAUUAUGAAGAGAAAUAUGGGCGUAUGUUUCCCCACGAGUGGUACAUGACCGAGAGGAUUGCUGUAGAGUUCUGCCAUGUCACAAGGGUGGAACUUGCCAAGAUCAUGCGUACCCGAGCUAAGGAGAUCGAAGUGAAAUUGCUUCUGUUUGCUAUCCAGAGGACAACCAACUUCGAGGGACUCUUGGCCAAGCGCUUUUCUGGCUGCACCCUGACAGAUGGGGCCCUGAAAAAGGUUGAGGUCCCUCCACCAUGCACCAAUCCUUUCCUGGAAGAUGAGCCCAGCUCCGAGAUGGAGGAAUUGCCAAUGGACAAAGGAGACUUGGAUCAGCCAAAGAAGCCAAAAGUCCCGGAAAACCCGUUUCAUGGAAUCAUUUCCAAGUGUUUUGAGCCUCAUCUCUACGUGUAUAUUGAAUCCCAGGACAAGAAUCUUGGGGAACUGAUUGAUCGAUUUGUUGCUGAUUUCAAGGCCAUGGGGCUUCCCAAAGCAAACACGGAUGAAGGCGGUGCUGUGCUGCCCAGCUGUGCUGACCUCUUUGUCUAUUACAAGAAGUGCAUGGUACAGUGCUCACAGCUCAGCACUGGGGAGCCAAUGAUUGCUCUGACCACCAUAUUCCAGAAGUAUCUCCGGGAAUAUGCUUGGAAAAUACUCUCCGGCAAUUUGCCCAAGACCACUAGCACCAGUGGAGGGCUGACCAUCAGUAGCCUCCUCAAGGAGAAGGAGGGCUCCGAAGUGGCCAAGUUCACUCUGGAGGAGCUCUGCCUCAUCUGCAGCAUCCUAAGCACGGCCGAGUACUGCUUGGCCACGACCCAGCAGCUUGAAGAAAAACUCAAAGAAAAAGUUGAUGCGAGCCUUAUUGAAAGGAUCAACCUGACGGGGGAGAUGGACACAUUCAGCACUGUCAUCUCCAACAGUAUUCAGCUGCUGGUUCAGGACCUCGAUGCUGCCUGUGACCCUGCUCUUACUGCCAUGAGCAAGAUGCAGUGGCAAAAUGUUGAGCACGUUGGUGACCAGAGUCCAUAUGUCACCUCUGUGAUUCUUCACAUAAAGCAGAAUGUCCCCAUCAUCCGAGACAACCUGGCCUCCACACGCAAGUACUUCACUCAGUUCUGCAUCAAAUUUGCAAACUCCUUCAUGCCCAAGUUCAUCAACCAUCUCUUCAAGUGCAAGCCAAUUAGCAUGGUGGGAGCGGAACAGCUGCUGCUGGAUACCCAUUCUCUGAAGAUGGUCCUCCUGGAUCUGCCUUCCAUUGGCUCCCAGGUGGUGAGGAAAGCGCCUGCCAGUUACACCAAAAUUGUCGUGAAGGGCAUGACCCGGGCCGAGAUGAUCCUCAAGGUGGUGAUGGCCCCUCACGAACCCUUGGUGGUGUUUGUGGACAACCUCAUCAAACUCCUGACAGACUGCAACACAGAAACCUUCCAGAAGAUACUGGACAUGAAGGGUCUUAAGAGAAGCGAGCAGAGCAGCAUGCUGGAACUCUUCCGCCAGCGGCUUCCCACCCCACCGUCAGCAUCAGAGGGUCCUGGCUCCACGUCCCUGACAGCGCCGACACCUGAACAAGAAUCAUCCCGUAUCCGAAAACUGGAGAAACUCAUCAAAAAGAGACUCUAAGCAAGCAGGAGAGGGGCCCGGGUCCCCUUUGCCAGAGAGUGGUGCAUCUAACACUCACUAGGCAGCUGUUUCGGAAGACCCUUAGGGCUCGCCUCUCCUCUCUCCAGCUCUCAGAUCAGCAUCAGCCCCUCAUGUUUUCCUGGGAAAUUUGGGUUUGUCAAUGUACAUUUGCCGUAUUGUGUGGUGACUCCUUCCCUAUGCUACGAAGCCGGUUUGAUGAGAGAAAAAGAAGAGCGUGGUUUGGGUUCUGUCUUCCACUGCUCAGGACCCUGUUAGCGGGCACUGUUUCAAAACCAUCUCUAAUUCCUAAAGACAGAGUCUUCAGACAGAGAAAGUGGAAGUUUGCUUUUUAUUUUCAUCCACCGGCUUCUCACUGUUGUGUCAUUUUUAGGGACUCAUUGCAUGUCACCUCUAGGCAUCCCCCCAACUAACACCAGACCUUCCUUACCUUGAAACUGCCCAUUGAUAACUCUGCAGUAAAAUGCCUUUUCCUCCUCUCCUUCUAGAGUCCUCUAUCUGAUUAGCCCCCUGGCAGUGCUUUGGAGCUGCGGUGGAGGGAUCUCUUGAGUCCUGAGCAUGUGGAAUGACAGUUGCUCCUGGGGAUAUGCCCACCCGCUCACCAAGCCAGCUUUCCUAGCAUCUUACGGUUUGCCUGGGCCUGGGUUCGCCAUUUGGCCAAGUUACGUCUCUGCUCUUUCCAACUUUUUCAGCUUAGGGUCUGGUUUCUACAGCCUUCUAAGGAAGCUGUCCCUCUGCUUGUGGGCCAGGCCCUUAGAGGCUGAGUGUCUGAGGAUAUAUUGGGGUCAUUGUGAGAGCAGACAGACAUCUGCUCUGAGGAAAGGAUUCUGCUUGACAUUCUUACUUAGUAGGGUUGCAGAACUGUGUUUCCCAUUCCCAUUUCUGUGCUCAUCUCCUCUCCCUUUCUCCCCCCUCCCUCAGCCCCAGUAGCUCUUGGCUUCUUAGGAGGGGGCUUGGGCUGAGUGGGAGGCAAAACCAGGAAUCUCACUUGGUGGAUUGAAGCCUACUAGGUGGGACUGUGGGAAAACCACUGUCUCCAUCGCUUUUCCACCCAUUCCCCACACCCUAUUAAUUCAGAGACAGUCCUUAUAGCUGUCCAUCCCUAAGAUGAAUUUGAAGUAGCAGAUGUUAUAUACAUACAUAACUGGAAUGCCAUCUUAUUUAAUUACUAAUGAAAACAGCACCAAGGGCUCACGAAGUGAGAUACUAGUCUGAAAGAACUGGCUUUUAGGCCUCCUAGCCUGCCCAUUGUACCAGCCCCUCCUUGCCCCUAGCCAUCUCCAUGGACUCUCUCUCACUAAUCUGACUUGCUCUUAGAGAUAAUAACACAAUAGCCCUUUGGUUUCCUAGAGAAAAAUGAUUCCUCCUCAAUAUUAGGAAAUCAUUUCCCGUGGCCACAGAAAGUGUGAAAUGUCUGUUACUACCGAACUUUAUUGGAAGCCAAUUUGGGGUCACCUCUGAGAAGGAUGGCAGGAUAAGGGUGACCUAUAUUGGUCUAUGUCCUUUAUUCAGGUGUAUAUAUUUCAGAGGGAAUGUGAGAAGGAAGGAAGAGAUGCAGCCUUUUGUUUGCAACACAUCCGAUAUCAGCUGGAGGCCAACCUGACCUAUAAAGGGGGGAAAGGGUGAGGAAGAGUUCUGAGAAAUUCAGAGAAUACCCGAGUUUGAAAAUCAAAAAAUAGGCUUUUCUUCUUCGUCUUCUUCUUCUUCUUCUUCCCUCUCCACUAAUUGUUCUAUCCUGUUAGCCUGUUUCCCUGAUGUGUUUCAUUGGUCCCAAUUCUGGCCUUCUGAAUUCAUUUCAUUGGUUUUUAUCCUUUCUUGCUAAUUAAGGGGGCUUUUUGCUCCUGGCCUUCUUAGACUGCAGGACAUUGAUGGGGAAACAUGAAAAUUUGGGAUUGGGAGAAUAUUUAUAAUUUGAUUUUGACAUAAAGGCUAGGUAAACAGAUGACUGCUGUGGGACUGACCUAGCAAUGGACGAAUUUCAGCGGUGUUAGGCUAGUAACAGGGUUGGCUUUGGAGAGGUAAUUCAGCUGACAUCAACUGAAUUUACUUCUUCCUUUCUUGGGAGUUGAUAGCAUCUCCCUUCCACCCUUUCCCACCAUAUUUGGGAUGGUUGGUUUGAAUUCGGUCCAUCUCUGAUUCUUUUCUGUGUCCAGGUGGUUUCUUCAGCUAGCUGACUCAGCAGGUUGUGAAAGUCCCAGUUCUCAGUAUUUAGUGAGGCCGUUUCAUUCCCAGUGGUCCGUUUCUGGGAUGAUCUGCCAAGAUGCAUUUACCCCUCAGUGCCCUGGGUCUCCAGCACCUCCUCUCUGACAGGCCAACAAGAGUCAGUAGGUCUCAGAUGAAGUGCUGCAUUCCCCGAGCUGAACACUACAGAUGGGCUUUGUGUCGUGGUGGUGUGGAGAGCCCUCUUUAAACAGAUAUCUCACUGGCUCUUUAACCAAAAUGUAUCUCUUGUAUGUUCGAGGUAGUUCAGACAUCACAAACAAUAUUCUUUGCUGAUUGCUCGCUGCUUAAAUUUACAGUUGAUGUCGAUGUUAUGGCCCAUGCCUGGAGCCUGACUUUUUUCACAGUCUAGGCUCUUUUGAUGUUCAAGCCCAGAACAGUAGAUCAGCAGCAUUGCCCUUACUUCUGAGCAGCCUGCUGACGAGGGCAUCCCUUGGCAGCUUUGUUGUUUGGUUAACUCUAAACAGGUGCCUACUCUUCUCCAUUUCCCAGAUCCUUUAGGGAAGAAAGGAAAUCCUGAACACUUGAAAGUGGUUCAAGCCAAAUAUCUGCCUAUAAUGUUGGUCAUUUACAAUCUCCCAAAAGGGAUGCCUUCCAUUCGGGCUGGAUCAGUGCUUUGUUCUUUCAUUUGGAUUAUUUAGAGUGAAAAAUCAAUAAACCUCAACCGAGCAGGAAGAGCCUAGGCUGGAGAAGUCAGAUUGGGGACGUUAUCUAUAGCUCGGACGUCGGAACUGAUGAGUGGUGGGAUCCUGCGUUAAAAAACAGUCAUGGAGAGUUCUGACCUCCACUUCGAACUUCAGAAUGAGUUAGUCGGGGUCUUGUUUUUCGCCACCCAAAAACAGCCAGCCAGGCUUACUGGCCUGCACAUCAGCACUCAGCAGCUGCUUCGCCCUACCUCCCACGCCACUUUGUCACAUGCAGUCAGUUCAUUUGAGCAAGCUCACUAGCAGAUAUUCUCCCAAAGACAAGUGUAACAAAGCUCGUCAGCUCGCCCUGGAACGAUCCAGCAGACUAUUGGCCAAUCAGCCGAGGGAGCCAGCAAACUCUGCCAGAUGUUGGUACUUAUAUCAUGGUUUGUAUUGAAAUGCUAUAGAUACACUAGCCACGGUGCCUGAUAGAACCAGGCUGCUUGGAGGGUGAAGGCAGAUGGUUUGUGUGUCUUGUUCUGGUCGGGAUCUUUAUUCAAAAUGAGCAUGGUGGUGGUAAGAGAGUAGAGCCAAAUACUGAAUUCACGGGCGUAUUAGAAAGCCAGUCGACAUAAAGGACAUGUUUGUCUUCUUUUAUGUAAAAUAGUUUCCUAUUUCCUUGUAUUUAUCAAACUGGGUGCUUCUGGAGCCCUCAAAUUGGACACCUAAGUAAGAUGUAAAUUUCCUUCCAAUAAAAGGAUGGUGUUUUUUUGUCGUAAAUGUCUUCAUGUUCCCCAUCUGGAAGUGAUUUCUUGGUGUAUAUUGGAGCGUGACACUGUAGCUAAUUAAACCAUUAUUGUAUGUCA
Messenger RNA from Vombatus ursinus (common wombat), 6248 nucleotides. RefSeq names its product VPS53, GARP complex subunit (gene VPS53). Lineage: Eukaryota; Metazoa; Chordata; Mammalia; Diprotodontia; Vombatidae. Gene Ontology annotation, cellular component: GARP complex. The transcript is spliced from 22 exons. Bases 20 to 2518 code for a protein of 832 amino acids. The record is from RefSeq and is a predicted model, not a curated record. Gene Ontology annotation, biological process: retrograde transport, endosome to Golgi.